Nerophis lumbriciformis (worm pipefish) is the source of this 2985-nucleotide messenger RNA. The record is from RefSeq and is a predicted model, not a curated record. NCBI's taxonomy places the organism in Eukaryota, Metazoa, Chordata, Actinopteri, Syngnathiformes, Syngnathidae.
AUGCCUGCACAGCGGGGCGCCGAAAAAGUCUCCGGGCCCGGGGCGCCGAGCCGCAACGGUUACGCGCAAACACGUGUCGUCCGCGCACUGAGCCGCGAGCCAGUGAGCUGCGCGCGGACCCGCGCGUGGACGUGCGGCGGAGUGGGCUGCGCGGCGUGUGCGCUCGUGCUGGCCGCGUUGCUGCUGAGGUGCGCACACUGGAACAGCGAGCAGUCGUGCAUUGGCGCUCACUCGCUCGCAGGCUUCCUCGCGGAGCUGCCGCUCGCUUGCUGGGCAGCGCUCUCGCCCUUCCUCGAUUUCCUGUGCGCUUUCUUCUGGCUCGGCGUCUACCUGUUCCGCCACGGCGUGCAGCUCCGCACGGCGCUUUCGCUCCUCAGCGUGUUCCAGCUGGCCGAAGCGGCGGCUCGGAGCCUCCUGGGCGGCCCGCAUGAAGUAGCGGCCGCGCUGGUGUUGGCGUGCGUGGCCGGCGGCGCACUGAUGCUAGCGCGCCUGGAACGGGGCUCGUCCGUGGUGGUGGUCGUCGGCAUCGUACGCGCGCUCUCCUUCUUCUCGCUGCACAAAGUUCGCACCGCUUGGAGGCCGUACGUGGCCUACCUGCUGGGAGUGGUGGGCAUCCUGCUGGCGAGGUAUGCUGACGGGCUCCUGGCCGGCCAAGGGACACUUAAGGAGGGCUGCACUUCCGUGAGCGGAGCCAAGGAAGACGUCGUCCCCUCCUUCAAAAGGCGCAGGAGGUCCAGUUCUGUCGUAUCCACAGACAUGGCACACAGUCAGUCCAACAGCAAGUCACAUCGCAGGACCUCUCUGCCAUGCAUCCAACGGGACCAGAUGUUGGCCCGUUCAGACUGGGAACACAAAAGAGGCUCCCGAGGAUCACAGUCGUCCGGCACAAGCGUCAUGGUGGACAUUGCCGUAAUGGGAGAAGCACACGGACUGAUCACAGACUUGCUGGCUGACCCCUCAUUGCCCUCCAACACUUGCACCUCACUGCGGGCUGUCAGCAGCCUGCUCACAACCCAGCUCACCUUCCAGCCACUCCACCGGCCCCGCCCCGCCCCCUUGCUCAACCCAUCGGACGCCUACGUCUGCUCCGACUCCGAGGAGGGACCGGAGAAAGGAGAGAAGACAUCCAUCCAUAAACGUUUAAGACGGAGUCUCCACCCGGGUCUUCUGAGGAGGAUCUCCUCCACAUGGACUACCACCACCUCCGCCACAGGCCUGCCUACAAUUGAACCGGGGCCUGUGAGGAGGGACCGCAGUGCCAGCAUUAAACCCUAUCAUGAAACACUCACGUGCAGUUGUGGAAGACCAUACAUCAGACUGAGCCACGGAGAGGGCUCUAUAGACAAGGGAGACAGGAUACCACGCUCAGCAGAAGAUCAAGUGGUUGUGUCAUCAGACUAUGACAGCACCCACGAAGCCAAUCACAGUGACAGCAGUGAUGUAGCGCACACAGAGGAGGACACAGAAGGAAAACACUCCCAGAAUGUAAUUCUCCACCCACUAAUACCUCCUGAGGACAAACCUAUUCUGGCCCCUGAGCCGCUAUUAAUGGAAGAUUUAGAGCCGACGAUGAGUCAGCUGAACAAUUGGAACUUUCCCAUCUUCAGCUUGAUGGAGAAGACGAAUGGAAAAUGUGGGCGGAUCCUCAGUCAGGUCUCUUACAGGCUUUUUGAGGACACCGGCUUGUUUCAGACAUUCAAAAUUCCAAUCCAAGAAUUCAUGAACUACUUCCACGCCCUUGAGAAUGGUUACAGAGACAUACCAUAUCAUAAUAGGGUUCACGCCACAGAUGUGCUUCAUGCAGUUUGGUACCUCACCACACAGCCGGUUCCGGGUCUGCCCAGCCUCGUUGCUGACCACAGCUCUGCUAGUGACUCAGACUCAGACAGCGGAAUAACUCACAGUCAUAUGGGCUUCCUGGUGUCAAAGACGUACACUGUGUCAGAGGAUGGUUACGGCUGCUUGUCAGGCCUCAUACCGGCUCUGGAGCUUAUGGCUCUCUAUGUAGCUGCUGCAAUGCACGACUACGAUCAUCCGGGGCGGACCAACGCCUUCCUUGUGGCUACAAGUGCCCCACAGGCAGUGCUCUACAAUGACCGUUCGGUUCUGGAAAACCACCACGCUGCCUCAGCAUGGAACCUCUUGUUGUCACGACCAGAGUUCAACUUCCUCGUCAACUUGGACCACAGAGAGUUCAAGCGGUUCCGUUUCCUGGUCAUUGAGGCCAUACUGGCCACGGAUUUAAAGAAGCACUUUGAUUUUCUUGCAGAGUUCAAUGCUAAGGUGGGAGAUGAUCCUUCUUCAGGGAUUGAUUGGUCGAAUGAGAAUGACAGAUUGCUGGUCUGCCAAAUGUGCAUAAAGUUGGCUGACAUCAAUGGACCGCUAAAGUGUAAGGACCUGCAUCUCCAGUGGACAGAAGGCAUUGUCAAUGAGUUCUAUGAACAGGGUGAUGAAGAGGCCAGUCUUGGUCUCCCCAUCAGCCCUUUCAUGGACCGAGCCGCACCUCAGUUGGCCAAACUCCAGGAGUCCUUCAUCACGCACAUUGUGGGACCCUUGUGCAAUUCUUAUGAUUCGGCAUGCCUCAUGCCCGGACGUUGGGUGGAACCCAGGAUGAAUGCGGAGGAACCUGAGGGCACAGAGAAUGAGGAGGAGGAAGAUACAGCAGAGGAAGAUGCAUCCACCAGCUCGGAAUCAUCACAGAAAGCAGCCAAGAAGAGGAGGAAAGUGUUCUGUCAGAUCACUCAUCACCUGAUGGAAAACCACGAGAUGUGGAAGAAAGUAAUCGGGGAGGAGGCACAGAAGCAGGGCCAAGGAGCCGAGUCUAUCCACGCGAACAGUGUAGCGGAGCUCAGUUUAGCUACUCAUGAGGAAGAAGAGGAGCCAGGCAGCAGAGAGGAGCCAGUUGAAGGUGAGGAUCCCGAAGAAGGAGUGGAGGAACCUGAGUGGCCUGCAUCUACGCAAGACGUGGAGGAGGAACUGCAGUGA